Daphnia pulex (common water flea) is the source of this 2842-nucleotide messenger RNA. Its product is annotated as dynein regulatory complex subunit 6-like. The transcript has 3 exons. The record is from RefSeq and is a predicted model, not a curated record. The coding region runs from base 919 to 2523 and encodes 534 amino acids. Lineage: Eukaryota; Metazoa; Arthropoda; Branchiopoda; Diplostraca; Daphniidae. Gene Ontology annotation, cellular component: SCF ubiquitin ligase complex. Gene Ontology annotation, biological process: SCF-dependent proteasomal ubiquitin-dependent protein catabolic process.
UCACCUGGGGAAAAGACCAGCUCCACCCAAAUGGUGGACAGGCGGCAGCUUUCACGUUACUUCGCAAGGUUCUAAAAUCCGGUGAAAUUUUAGCGAUAAUCAUCAUAAUCAUUUACCAUUCAUUUCAGGUUGGAAGUUGUCCUAAAAUAUUUCGCAAAAAAUGCUUUUUUUAAUGGGAAUAGUAAUUUUACUUCUGACUGUCUCACGAUAUCAUCGUCAACUGCAAGACAAAAACAUAUCCUGCGCAAUGGUUGAAAUCAAUCAUGAAAUUUUGUCUUUCUACCAGACCAAAACCGGAUAAAGUUCAGGUAAAUUUUAGAUUUUUGUAAAUUAUUGGUUUUCCUCGAAACUUUGAACUGAAAACGACCUAAAUUUCACACGGGGAUCACGGAUGUGUGGUUUGAUCUGAAUACAGCUCAACAUAACCACGGCAUAGCUUCUAGCUUUACCAAGGUAAAUCUCUCAGGGAAAUUUUUAAUUGGUUCGUAGGCCUAUUGUUCAUUGGUUCUGUAUACUACAUGGUAAAAACGCUAGCCGAUUAGUCGAUUACCUUUAAUUUAAGAGGGUCAUUGAACGUUCCGUAUUUUAUUUGCGGUUUGAUUUCCAAGGUUCACUCUUCUGUGAAUGUUAAUCAGUUUCAUGAAAUAACUUUUCCCUUGAUGAUCGGGAAAAACAGUGAUUACAACUAGGAAUUAGCAAGCAAGGACGCGGCUAUAGCGGUGCUGGGUUGCUUCCUCACCCCGCCCUUGCUUAACCUACUGCUGUAUUGCCAUCUUUACGACCUUGGAACUAGUCGUUCUAGAACGCUUUUCCAUGAACCAUGAUGCACCACCCAUGGGAUUUUCUCCACCUUCCUCUGAAAUUAGUACUGUAUAAAGUUAUUGCUAUGUAUUCCGUUUAGUGUCAUUCGUUGCUGUGAUGCACUGCUUGACGCGUUGUGUCCGUACGUCAGUCUCUGCGAAUCCCAAUAAUUCUCCUGAAUUGGUUGAAAACUUAUUCGCAAUUUUAAAAAUUAAAACAUAUAAGAUGCCUAAAGUGAAGACAGUCAUCUCACUUUCAUCACAGUGUAUUAACCGUAUUAAGAGCAGUUUAAUAAUUUACUAUUUUCCAAUUAACUCGAAACUUUUAAAAACAUGGAGGGGCAGGCCAUUGUCCAUCCAGCAAAGGACUGACACCGAGCCCGACAUCAAUCCUUUUCAAAGAAUACCCACGGUUCUUUCGGAGGCCAUCAUUCAGUCUCUUUGUAUUCGCAAGUAUUUGAAGGCCGUGAAACAGUACAACAUCACGUUUCUCAUUACAACCGAACUUCAAAAAUUAAACGCUCCUAGUUACCACUAUGAUUAUAAACAAUUUUUGAAUUUUUUCCCCAAACUUGAAAGACUGCAAGUAUUAGUCUUGUGUUAUUCAAAUAUUGGCAAUGCUGGUUUGAAACUUAUAGGGACUUGGUGCAAAAAUUUGAGGAUAUUGGAUGUAAAUUCAUGCAGUAAGUUGACGGACACUGGCAUUGAAUGGUUAGUUCUCAAACCAACCGAACUGGGUAAGACCCUUCAAGAAUUGUUGGUGAACUGCGCUACUGUAACCAAAAGAGGAAUAAAAAUGGCUCUACAGAAUUUUCCGGCUUUACAGGUUGUCGAAAAUGACAAUAUUUUUGAUGCCUUAUUAGAGGAAGUGGUUCUGUCAUCGUCGCUAGCUCAACCACACAUUUUAAAUACUUCUUUCGCUCGUCUAACAAUUCUCCCUGCUGGAGAAUAUAGAAACGGUCAACUGGAGUUGGUGAUGCAAUAUUGCCCUUUGCUUUUCGAUAUCGGUAUUAUUGUUAAGGAGGGAUUAACAGACACUGAUCUGUUGAGCUUAACGAAGAUGAAGAACUUACAGAUACUCAAAUUCAUGUUGCAUCCGUCCUCAACUGGACAAGAAAUAACCUUUGACAAGGGCCUUGCUCCAGUGCUAAAGGUAAUCGGGAGGUCGUUAAAAGUCCUAGACAUCUCGUACUUUGAAUUCGUUGACAUUUGGACCGUCGUCAGGUUUUGUCCCAAUUUAAUUUCCUUGACGUUCGACAAUCAAUGCCCAAGUUUAAGUGCCUUGUCUGAAAACGAAAUUAUUAAUAGAGAACGCAAUGAAAAAGGGCGGGUUAUUUUAGAAGAUCUUAAGGUUCUGCGAUGCGGCUUCAACCUUUCAAAUGACAUUCUGUUUGAUUUAUUAUCUUGUCCUUUACUAGAGAUGGUUGACAUUUCAUUUUGUGACGCGCUCACUGACGAUUUGUUACAAGAAGUCUUGGCAAUUGGCUUCUUAAAAAAUCUUAAUUUACUACAUUUAGAAUCCUGUCAUUUAGUGACAAAGCAGGGACUAGAUGCACUAGUGUUGAAUGACAAUCUUCUUGAACGAAUAAGUUUGUUUUUUUGUAGAAAAAUAACCCAUCAAAAUGUUCUUGAUUGGCACAGCAUCGCUCGUCAAAAAAAUUGGAAAUUACGUUUAGAUUAUGAGAAUUUGGAUUCUAAACCUAUUAGUUUAAUUUUUGCGUAAAUUUAGGCUUCUAAAAUAAUGCACAGCGCAUAUGCAGAGACGUAUUUAUAACGCACUUCCCUGAGAGAUUUACCUUGGUAAUGAUGGAAGGCUAUGCCAUGGUUAUGGGCCCCAAACUGUUUAUUGAGUUGUUCGUUUUCAUCGGUAGGGACUUUCUUUUUUCAACUUUAUCUAAAUACGCUCCGGAAGAGAAUAUUACUUAUCGGUAAUUAGUGCUGGAUUACAUACUGUGUAUACCAUUUUUUUUUUAAUACUGGAUUAUCACCAUAAUUUUCUUUAUCUCCCUGAAUGGCUGAAUACAUACAUUUUACACAAACUA